Messenger RNA from Triticum turgidum subsp. durum (durum wheat), 375 nucleotides. The record is from the annotation of a GenBank genome assembly. Lineage: Eukaryota; Viridiplantae; Streptophyta; Magnoliopsida; Poales; Poaceae.
AUGGCUCAGCUCCUCCCUCUCUCCUCCGCUGCUCCCAGCUUCCGUCUCGCCGCGACGCCAGGCAAUGGCGUCCCCCGCUUGUCCGUGACGUCGGCCCGCUCUGCUGCUCGUGUGAGCAGGAGGAGCGUGAGGCUCAAAUCCCUGAGCGUGAGGUGCGAGCAGGGGUCCAAGGGCGGCCCCGGGCUGGACGUGUGGCUCAGCCGCGGCGCCAUGCUCGCCUUCUUCGGGGCGGUCGGCGUGGAGCUCACCACCGGCAAAGGGGUGCUUCAGAACGUAGGGCUGAUGGCGCCGCUGCCGGCGUUGGCGCUGGGGCUCACCGGAGUGGUCGGGGUCGUCACCGCAUUUAUCAUCUUCCAGUCCGGAUCGUCGGACUGA